This is a messenger RNA of Closterium sp. Naga37s-1, 260 nucleotides long. NCBI's taxonomy places the organism in Eukaryota, Viridiplantae, Streptophyta, Zygnematophyceae, Desmidiales, Closteriaceae. The record is from the annotation of a GenBank genome assembly.
AUGGAGCGCGCGCCACCACUUCUCUUCGUCCUCCUCUGUGCGGCGGCGUUCUUCACUGCCGCCGCCGCGUCUGCCUCGAUCUUCCCGCCAUUCCUCGCACGCGACGGCAGUGCUUCAGCCGCGUCUGCCGGCCAAUUCGCCAAGAAGCAGAAAGGGAAGGUUAUCGACAAAUACGUGGUUAAGUUGCAUCCUCCUAAGGAGAAUGGAAAAGUGAUCGGCGACAAGGGUGCAUCCGGGAAAUGUGCUACUAAGUCGGUGAU